Molecule: messenger RNA, 792 nt
Organism: Musca domestica (house fly)
Lineage: Eukaryota; Metazoa; Arthropoda; Insecta; Diptera; Muscidae
Product: arylalkylamine N-acetyltransferase-like 2
Exons: 1
Coding region: 100-750 (216 amino acids)
Molecular function (GO): N-acetyltransferase activity
Source: RefSeq, a predicted model, not a curated record
UACAACGAUAGUUGCAGCAGCAGUGCAUGCUAAACAAAACUGGCCGGUCGGAUAAAUUGAUUUACAAAUUAGUUAAUAUUGAAUUCGAAUAUUAAAAAAAUGGAAUCGAAUAUUAAAAUAUGUUGCAUAACUCAAACGGAUGGCCCGAGGGUCUACGAUUUCUUGAAAUCAUAUUUUUUCCCAGACGAGCCAUUGUCGACAUGUCAUCGACCAGACGAGAAGCGGGGAUUCGGAGAAGAGGUUCUAAGUUCCUUAAUUGAAAGCGGCCUUUGUUUAAAGGCAAUUGUGGAGGAAACCCAAGAAUUGGUUGGAGUGGUUCUAAACGAUGCCGAGGAUCCUCUAAAGGAGGAGGAAGAAGAGCUUUGCAAUGAUGAAGUCACAACACAUGACACAACGGGAGAUAAAAUUCAUAAAUUCCUAACCAAAAUACAACGUGAGGCUGAUCUGUUCAAACGCUACAACAUUCAAAAAUUAUUACACCUCAUUAUUGUAACGGUGAAAAGUGAGUGGAGAGGGAGGGGUAUUGCAUCUCGCCUCAGUAAAGCAGUCAUGGAUUUGGGCAAAGAAAAGGGAUUUGAAUUAAUUACAGCCGAGUGCACAAGUUUCUACACAGCAAAAAUGUUUCAGCAUAUGGGUUGGGAUAUAGUCCACAGUGUCAGAUAUAAGGAUUAUUUGGAUGGAAAUGGACAACCAGUAUUUCAACCACUAGCACCACAUGAUGCUUGCAGAGUAUAUGCUACUCGGCUGUAGAAUUGGAAUUAAAUUUGUUUAAGUGGAAAUUAAUAAAAAGUU